CAGUUCUGUAGACAGUGCAGAAAGAGCGUUCGGCUGAGACCAGAGAAGGACGUGGAGGGUUUUACCCAAAAUUACUUUUACAAAUGGGCCCCGUCGCCUAGCGUUUAAUACUCUCACUUGAGCCUUGCCCUAUGAGAUCUCGCACUUCGUGCUUCUCAACAUCCAGCACACUAAAAGGGUUUUCCAUCUGCAUACUGUUGACUGAAGCUCAGAGUAAUGGCAGCAAUUCCAUCCAGCGGCUCUCUUGUGGCAACCCAUGACUACUACCGAAGGCGCAUAGGGUCCACCUCUAGUAACAGCUCCUGCAGCAGUUCGGAGUACACUGGGGAGGUCAUUCCACACCAUCCCGGUCUGCCUAGGCAGGAUUCGGGACACUGGUGGUCCAGUUUCUUCUUUGCGAAACAGAACCAGCCAGGUGUGGCUCCUGGGACUGACCUCCAGCAGAAGGUGGUCAACAUGUCCAAUGGCCAGGUGACAUGUGUUGCCCAAGAGAUGGUGAAGCGGCAGGUGAGCGAGACCAACGACACGGGAAGCGCCACCCCCCCGUGACUUCGGCCCCUGCCCCGCCCCACCCUGCCAGCCCCGCAGGACGACGCUAGGAGACGGGGGUGCACCCCAUUUCUUAUUUUUGUACAUUUAUAGUAGAAACAGGCUGCUGUUUGUGUGUAACUACUCCUAUUACCAUUGAUGACCAAAACAGAAAACCGAAAAAAAAGUUAAUGUGAUAACACUUUUUCCAUGUGUUUGUAACACAGUAGUAGAUGUGAGCCUUUUGUGCACAUUUCCACUUCGUCACCCUUGCUUUUUGACGAUGAAUAAAGUAGCAUCGUGCAGCCUA
Molecule: messenger RNA, 838 nt
Organism: Anguilla anguilla (European eel)
Lineage: Eukaryota; Metazoa; Chordata; Actinopteri; Anguilliformes; Anguillidae
Product: pancreatic progenitor cell differentiation and proliferation factor B-like
Exons: 5
Coding region: 217-549 (110 amino acids)
Biological process (GO): cell differentiation; multicellular organism development
Source: RefSeq, a predicted model, not a curated record